AUGUCGAACCCCGAAAACUACACCGUCGGCUGGAUCUGCGCCAUCACUACCGAGUUUGUCGCAACACAAGCCUUCCUUGACGAGAGGCACGAUAAACCUGCGCGUGUUGCCCCUCAAGACAACAAUAGCUACGCCCUAGGCAGUCUCAGCGGCCACAAUGUAGUCAUCGCCGUUCUGCCCCAGGGUGAAUACGGCACCAACUCGGCCGCCGUCGUCGCCAGGGACAUGUUGCACAGCUUCCCCAACAUCCGGGUUGGGUUGAUGGUCGGGAUUGGAGGCGGCGCUCCGACCCCUGAGCACGAUAUCCGCCUUGGCGACAUCGUCGUCAGUCGCCCGCGCGACGGGAAAAGCGGCGUGUUGCAGUACGACUUCGGCAAGACGAUUCAGUCUCAGGCCUUUCAACAGACCGGGUUCCUGAACCAGCCACCGCAGGUCCUACGGACAGCUGUGGCCAGCCUUGAGGCCAUGUAUGAGGCCGACGGGCAUCAGCUUGAUGAGCGCAUCGACGAGGUUCUCCAGAAAAAGCCGCGCCUUCGGAAGAAGUAUUCGCGGCCGCAGUCGAGCAGUGACAGGCUGUACAAGUCAGACAUCGUGCACCCUCAGGACACAGACGACGGCUGCAGCCAGGUCUGUGGCAACGAAUCUUCGGCCUUGGUGCUACGCCGCAAACGCGACAGAGAUGAAGACGAUGACCCGGCUAUCCACUAUGGGCUUGUGGCCUCGGCGAAUCAGCUGAUGAAGGACGCGCGCGUAAGGGAUAAGCUCGCAGAAGAGAAUUAUGUGCUCUGCUUCGAGAUGGAAGCGGCAGGCCUGAUGAACCACUUCCCCUGUCUGGUCAUUCGUGGUAUAUGCGACUAUUCAGAUUCCCACAAGAACAAGGAGUGGCAGGGCUUUGCUGCUAUGGCGGCCGCGGCAUAUGCAAAGGACCUUCUCAACCAGAUAUCAGUCAGCAGGAUCGAAGGCGAGACGAGAAUAGAAGAAGUCCUAAAAUCACUGGAAGGGAGCAUAAACAAUAUUGAAUCUACUUCAAACCAGAUCAUUGAAACGGUCAAGUCGAUUAGAUCUGCUAGCCGCAUCGCGCAAAUCAAGGAUUGGCUCUCGCCUCCGGACACAUCCACCAACUUUAAUCAUGCGCGUAAAGUGCAGCUUGAAGGAACCGGCACGUGGUUUAUGAAGAGCGUCGCUUUUGAGGAGUGGCAGCUCGGAUCGCGUCGCCAUCUAUGGCUUCACAGUAAACCGGGAUGCGGUAAGACCGUUCUAUGUGCCAAGAUCCUCCAUCAUCUCAAAAAUACAGAGGGAUACGUGGCUCUUGAAUUCUUUUUCGAUUUCAGCGAUACGGCGAAGCAGAAUUUGGAUGACCUACUCCGUUCACUUAUCUUCAAGCUCUACAACCACGGGGGCGAGGCUGUAAAUGAACUUGACAGUCUAUUCAACUCUUGCCAAAGCCCACAAGGCCAACAACAGCCAGAAACAACGGCACUGGCGAACACUCUUCACGCCAUGAUGAAACGGUCCAAGAAGAUUUACAUUGUUCUCGACGCUUUGGACGAAUGCACUAUGCGAGAAAAACUCCUCGUCUGGAUAGAGAAUAUCGUUUCCAAUCCCGAUUUUAACCACGUUCAGCUGCUUGCCACCAGCCGACCGGAAGAGGAGUUCCGACGCAGCAUUCCCGUCUGGAUUGGCGAGGAUAGCUGCAAAGAGUUGAACAAGGAGUCUGUCACCAUCGACAUCAUCGCUUAUAUUGAAGACCGACUACAGCGCAGCCCUGAGUUCAAGAAGUUCCGAUGGGCUGCCUGUCAACUUGAUAGUCUUGAAGCGUGCUUGGACCGCGAAGGAAUCGAAGCAGCUCUCCAAGCUCUGCCCCGAGAUCUGAACGAGACCUAUAGCCGCAUCCUCCAGCAGAUUCCACAGCAACGCAAGAUGAGAGCGAUCCGUCUUCUCCAGUUUCUUGUCCAUUCUGACCGACCUUUGCGACUCGAGGAAGCCGUAGAUGUGGUGGCCGUCCGGCUUGACAACGGUCAACGGUUUUUUGACGCCGAAGACAGGCUGCCUUGUCCAGCCGAUAUUAUGCGAUUCUGCCCAAGCCUGGUGUCCAUUACUCGAGUAAGAGUCUCAUAUUUGCCAGGAGAGGUAGAAGAAGUGCAGCUAGCUCAUUUCUCCGUCAAGGAAUACCUUAUACACUAUGGUGUCGAGGGAUUUCGUCACGUAGAGGCUAGCAUCAGCAUCACCCACACGUGCUUGACCUACCUCACCAGUAUGGCAAAAGAAGCCAUCCGCAUCACCCACGCACGUUCAACCAAUGUCACCAGCAUAUCAGAAAAAGAGGAGGAGGAGGAGGUGACAGUUUGCAGAGUCAUUACGCAGUGCUUUCCACUGGCAAUAUAUGCUACAGGAGUUUGGAUGAAUCAUGCUAAGCUUGCUGAAUGUGUGGACGAAGUUGUGGCGGCGGCAACGGUUAACUUCUUCUGCAACACAACAACACUUGAACAAUGGACUCGAGUGUUUCAACCCGACAGGGAAAAUCUUACAUUUUUAGCGCCACGGUUUCAACGACCAGGAUGCACAGAACCAUCCUGUCUAUAUUUCGCAUGCCUUGGUGGGCUCACUGAAACUGCAAAGCAGCUGAUACUGAAGGGAGCAGAUGUCAAUACUCAAGGCGGCUUAUAUGGUAGUGCCCUCUGGGAUGCUUGCUUUAGAGGCCACAAAGAGGUUGUCCAGUUGCUCCUCAGUAAUGGAGCAGAUGUCAACGCCAAGGGCGGCCACCAUGGUAAUGCCCUCCGGGCUGCUUGCUUUGGAGGCAAUAUAGAGGUUGUCCAGUUGCUCCUCAGUAAUGGAGCAGAUGUUAACGAUCAAGGCCACCGCUAUGGUAGUGCCCUCCAGGCUGCUUCCUAUGCAGGCCACAUAGAGGUUGUCCAGUUGCUCCUUAGGCAAGUCGACGUCGAUUCAAGAGAUAAUGAUGGUCGAUCGACAUUAUCGUGGGCAGCAGAGAAGGGAAGUAAAGAGAUGGUCCAGAUGCUUCUCAACACAGGGCAAGUCGACGUCGAUUCGAGAGAUAAUGAUGGUCGAUCGACAUUAUCGUGGGCAGCUGAAAUGGGAAGUAAAGAGAUGCUUAUCAACACAGGGCAAGUCGACGUCGAUUCGAGAGAUAAUGAUGGUCGAUCGGUGUUAUCGUGGGCGGCCGGAAUGGGACAAGAGCUUGUCUUGAAAAUGCUUCUUGAGACGCAACUGGACGCCGUGGCAGCGGGCAAGAACGAGCUGAGCCAACCAGCCUGCCUCUCUGACAACAGGCAAGCCCGGGAUAUUCACGAACAAGCAUUGGACUCAUUCUCUGCACCGUCAAACAAGAAUGCUGUUCCAAGUUGGGUUCUAACGAAUGGUGUUGACAUCAACUCAAAAGACAAUGCCGGUGCUACGCCUAUUAUAUACGGCGAAGUGGAUGCGGUUCGUCUAUUAUUUAUAGAUCCCGACUCUUGCGACAACCACGGGAGUACACCGCUCUCUUGGGCCGCUAAAGGUUAUUUUUGGGCCCCUGAAGAACGCCACGAGAAGAUCGUAUCGCUUCUCGUCGCGAGCAAAAGAAUUGACAUCAAUUCACGAGACCGGGAUGGCUACACGCCGUUGAUGUGGGCACUAUGGCGUUCCAGCAGUCGCUUGCUGGUUCAAGCUGGGAGUGGUUUGUCGGAUACAUGCAAAGCCACGUUGGCUUUUGAGGCUUUCUUGUGGAAAGACGCAGACGAGCACGAUCAGCUCAUGGACUCCAUUGGCUAUCCCGACUUCCAUGAUCUCUUAGGGCUGCGGAGAUUGUUUUGCGACUCCUGCGAUGAGUGA
Molecule: messenger RNA, 3828 nt
Organism: Colletotrichum navitas
Lineage: Eukaryota; Fungi; Ascomycota; Sordariomycetes; Glomerellales; Glomerellaceae
Exons: 8
Coding region: 1-3828 (1275 amino acids)
Biological process (GO): nucleoside metabolic process
Molecular function (GO): catalytic activity; protein binding
Source: RefSeq, a predicted model, not a curated record